CUGUCAUAUGAUCUCCCUUGAACGAUUAGCACACGGUGCAAGAUCUCAAAGUUUAAAUGAUGUUACUGCUGAAUUGAAGAAAUGUCAUUUAGAACUUUCUUAGAGGAUAAUGUCUGGGUUCCAAUAGUAGCUGGUGUAGUCCUAUUGAUUGCUGUAGUUAUUAUUAUUUAUUGCAUGUGUACCAGAUGCAGACGAUGUCGUCGCUUUGACUACACAGCUUUGAGGGAUGAACAGUCACUACCACAGAAAAUCAGAUUUGAAAAAACUCAGCAGGAAAACAUUUUGAGAGAUGAAGCAUGGAUGAGUUGUCAGUUUUAUAUGAGAUCUAAUCCACAAUAUGAUUCCGUCCAAAGAAUGGAAAAUAUUGGUUCUAGAUUUGGUCGACAUUGGUUUAGUGUCAAAGACAGCAUGAAUAAAGAAAAUGUUCUGACAAUAACACAACUGUGUUCUAACAUACCUAUACCAUUCAGUUCAUCAACAAGAAGAACAUUAAAAGAAUUGUUUUCAAUAUUAAAACAUCCGUAUGUUUUCCCGACAACAGAUAUAGAUUUUGUAAUAGACCAGAAGCUUGUUGUUGUUGUUCAGCCUGUAGCAAGCAGAGGGUCACUUAAAGAUUAUAUUUUCCAGAAACGCUAUUCAGGAAGUUACCAAGAUAAAUAUUUCCACAAAACCAAAGGAUUAAUAAAUACUCAAGUUAAACUUUUUGGGAGACAGAUUUUAGAGGCAUUACUGUAUUUAGACAGCAAAGGGUUUCCAACACAUGGGCAUUUAACCUCUAGUAAUGUUAUGAUAUCUGAUGGAUGUUGCACUGUUAUCUGUAGGUUGGCUGCCAUAGAGAAUUCAUUCCUAGGAUAUACAUCAAAACUGUAUCCACUCAUACAGAAAAAAAUUAGUAAACAAAUAGAUGCCAUAGACAGUGUCUGUUUUGGUCAUUUGUUUUAUGAGAUGUGUACUGGUAAACAACUACUGACAGCUCACCCAACACCAGUAGACUUGUCUGAGUGCAAAAAUCCUGAAGCUGUAAAUGUAAGUUAA
Molecule: messenger RNA, 1035 nt
Organism: Mytilus trossulus (common blue mussel)
Lineage: Eukaryota; Metazoa; Mollusca; Bivalvia; Mytilida; Mytilidae
Product: slowpoke-binding protein-like
Exons: 10
Coding region: 82-1035 (317 amino acids)
Biological process (GO): negative regulation of ATP-dependent activity; protein phosphorylation; negative regulation of monoatomic ion transport
Cellular component (GO): plasma membrane
Molecular function (GO): ATP binding; protein kinase activity
Source: RefSeq, a predicted model, not a curated record